AUGUCCGAUUUAUUUCCUCGCACUUCUUAUAGCGAGCAGCAUCACUUGCUAGAAGCAAUUAAAAGUGCAUGGUACGAGAUAAAAGAUGUGAAAGCUGUGAUUAUAGGUCAUUUGCAUUUAGACUACGCCGGUGGAUUGGACUAUUUUCGAAACACUGGAAUCCCGAUACAUGUUUAUGAAGAGGAAUUCAAGCAUGCCUACUGGGCAGCGGCAACAAGCUCUAAUGGUAGGCUUUAUUUAGGCCACUACUUGAAGCUCGACGGUACGCUAAACUGGCAGACAUUCAAUAAUGCACAAUUAGAUCUGUGUACAGGAAUUACAUUGCACCACUGCCCCGGACACACCCCAGGGCUGUGCAUUAUGCAGGUCAGUCUUCCGUUUGACGGAACAUUUAUUUGGACGACGGAUCAAUAUCAUGUCCGUGAGAACUUCGAGUUGAAUUGGGCUUAUAGGUGGCUUGUGCGGGAUUAUCGCAGCUGGCUCGAUAGUGGAAAAUUCAUACAGCGACUACAAAAGGCAUUUUCUGCAAAGCUCAUCUUCGGUCAUGACUACAAUAUAGCCAACGAACUGAUCAAGGAGAAGGAAUACUAUCAUUGA
Molecule: messenger RNA, 597 nt
Organism: Penicillium macrosclerotiorum
Lineage: Eukaryota; Fungi; Ascomycota; Eurotiomycetes; Eurotiales; Aspergillaceae
Exons: 3
Coding region: 1-597 (198 amino acids)
Source: RefSeq, a predicted model, not a curated record